AUGGGGUACCUCUCCUGCCGGGCGGAUUCGUCCGCGGCGACGUGCCGCUCCAUCACGGCCAUCUCGCCGCUCCCCAUCUCGCGCCGCGCCAGGGGCCCCGCCGGCGCCGCGGCGCCGCCGCCCGCCGCCGCGCCGGAGAUCGAGCGCUUCGCGUACGACGACCUGGAGGCCGCCACAUCCUGCUUCGCCGACGCCGCGCUGCUCGGCCGGGGCAGCCACGGGGCCGUCUACAAGGCCGUGCUCCCCUCGGGCCGCGCCGUCGCCGUCAAGCGCCCCUCCCCGCGCCGCGCCGAGGUGGACAAUGAGAUCCGCAUCCUCUCCUCCGUGCGCGGCCCGCGCCUCGUCAACCUCCUCGGCUACUCCGACCCCGGCCCCGGCCCCGACCCGCUCCGCCGCCCGCGCCUGCUCGUCGUCGAGUACAUGCCCAACGGCACGCUCUACGACCUGCUCCACUCCAACCCGCGCCCGCCCGGCUGGCCGCGCCGCGUCCGCCUCGCGCUGCAGACCGCCAGGGCGCUGCGCACGCUCCACGAAGCCGAGCCCGCCGUCAUCCACCGCGACGUCAAGUCCGCCAACGUCCUGCUCGACGCUCACCUCGACGCGCACCUAGGCGACUUCGGCCUCGCCCUCCGCGUCCCCAAGAGGGACGGCGGCCCCGGCAAUGCCGCCACGCCGGCGCCCGCGGGCACGCUCGGCUACCUGGACCCGGCCUACGUCACCCCGGAGAGCCUCAGCACCAAGACCGACGUCUUCAGCUUCGGGAUCCUGCUGCUGGAGAUCAUGAGCGGACGCAAGGCCAUCGACGUUCAGUACUCGCCGCCCUCCGUCGUCGAGUGGGCGGUGCCCCUGCUGCGCAAGGGAAAGGUCGUCGCGCUGUUUGACCCACGGGUGGCGCCGCCCCGCGACCCAGUCACUCGGAGGGACCUGGCUUCGCUGGCUGCAAGCUGUGUGCGGUCCUGCCGGGAGCGACGGCCUUCCAUGUCUGACAUUGUUGAGCGGCUCGUCGUCAUCAGCAAGGCGGUGUCUGCCAAGGUGUGGAACGGGAUGGCGGUGGUAGGGAACCCUUGUGCCAUUGUUGAUGUUCAGAAGACCAUCUCGAAGCGAGCUGCUGCAUCAGAGAAGGAAUCGACUUCAGCAUUGGCAUUUGAUGAUGAUGAAAAGGAGGCAGAUGCAACCUUGGAGGAGCUGGUGCCGCUGGUGGGUGCCAAGAAACCACCACGGCCAUUGAAGAACGGAAAGGUGUUCUCUGAGGCAGGGGAUGGUGAGAGGAGAAAUCUCUUGGAGCUGAUGGCUCGGAUUGAUGGUGUUGCUGGCCAAAGAUUUGGCAUCAGUCGGGCAAGAACAGUGCGCGGCACUAGUGAUCUUAUACAAAAAGAUGCAGUCUUGAUCCUGAGGAGGAACCAAACCGUAAGAGUGGUUGAAUCAGAUGCACUCGGUAAAGUUGAAAGGGUUUCACGUUUAGAUGCAAGCAUCAAGCAUAAACCGGCAAUAGAAUUUCAAGAGAAACCAGAGAAAAUGCAAGACAAGGGCGAUGGAGUGCAAGAGAAAGCAGAGAAAAUCCAAGAGAAGGAAGGCAAAAUCCAAGAAAAUCCAGGGGAAAUUGAUAGAGCUGAGAAUAUCCAAGAAAAGACGGGGCAAAUCCUUGACAAAGCUGAGAAAAUCAAAGAAAAGACAGGGCAGAUCCUUGACAAAGCGGAGAAAAUCCAAGGCAUGCCGGAGAAAGUCCAAGAAAAUGAAAGAAAAAUCCAAGAGCACACGGAGGUAGUCCAACACAAUGUGGAGAAGAUCCAAGACAAAGCAGAGAAAAUCCAAUGCAAGUUGAAAGAAAGUUAA
Molecule: messenger RNA, 1833 nt
Organism: Triticum turgidum subsp. durum (durum wheat)
Lineage: Eukaryota; Viridiplantae; Streptophyta; Magnoliopsida; Poales; Poaceae
Source: the annotation of a GenBank genome assembly